AUGCAGAAUGAGGCCAGGCUCCCCAAGGCUCACGAUGAAUACACUAUUGCGGUAGUGUGCGCCAUGAGCUUCGAGAUGAGCGCUGUCCGCUACAUGCUAGAUCGAGAACAUCCCCGUCUGCGAGCCAAAGACGGAGACUCGAACAUUUAUGUGCUUGGUGAGCUUAGCGGUCAUAAUGUUGUACUCGCAUGGCUCCCUGGUCAGCAGGGAAAGGGGGCUGCCGCAACGGUCGCUACCAACUUAGCCCGCACAUUCCCUUGCAUCAAAUUUCGAUUUCUUGUGGGCAUCGCGGGAGGUGUCCCCAGCGAUAAGCAUGACAUCCGCCUGGGUGACGUUGUUGUAAGCAUGCCCGAGGGGCAGUUUGGGGGAGUCGUGCAGUAUGAUCUGGGAAAGGAUACCGAUGCCGGAUUCCUGCUUAAGGGUUCACUUUGGCCUCCGCCAUCUAUACUAAGAAGUGCCGCGGAGAUGAUGCGAUCUGACCAUCUGGCCAGCGAUAACAAGAUUGGAGAUUUUGUCGCGACGAUGCUCCAAAAGGGACCGAGACUUGUCACCUAUAAACGGCCGUCCGAAGAAUCCGAUGUUCUGUUCCACGAAGACUACGCGCACGAUGGCGCCAGCGUUUCGUGUGCGGGUUGUGACAGGUCUAAGGCGGUAGAGAGGCCAUCGCGCCGGCCCGAAGGCUCCGUGAUUCAUUACGGACUAAUUGCGUCGGGCGACAGUGUGCUGAAGAGCUCAGCAAAGAGGAGCGCAGCUGCACGCAGUUUAGGUGACGUUCUCUGCUUUGAGAUGGAAGCGGCUGGGAUCAUGAGCGAGUUCUCGUGUAUUGUCAUCCGCGGUAUCUCCGACUAUGCAGAUUCACACAAGAAUGACGACUGGCACUACUUUGCUGCCGCGGCCGCUGCCGCUUGCACGAAAGAGCUUCUUACCUACAUCGACCCUGCGGUGGCCCCUACCAUGUCUACUGCGUCGAAACCUUCUGCAGAUGCAGCAUCCGAUCGCAAGGAAGAGCCGGCCGCCAGUCAUCGUUUCUACGGCACGGGCAUCCAGCAUUCUGGUUCCGGUAACUUUUCGGUGGGGAACGAUUUGAACAUUAGAUGA
Molecule: messenger RNA, 1098 nt
Organism: Colletotrichum spaethianum
Lineage: Eukaryota; Fungi; Ascomycota; Sordariomycetes; Glomerellales; Glomerellaceae
Exons: 1
Coding region: 1-1098 (365 amino acids)
Biological process (GO): nucleoside metabolic process
Molecular function (GO): catalytic activity
Source: RefSeq, a predicted model, not a curated record